AUGGCAUGGGUGAAGCUGCUCCUGAAGCCCGGGGGCAACCUGAGGAACAGCUACCAGCCGGGCAGCAUGUUGUCCAUCGCGCCGACGAAAGGAUUACUCAACGGUCCGGGCGAAAAUAGCUGCUUCCUCAACAGUGCGGUACAGAUUCUAUGGCACUUGGAUAUAUUUCGACGAAGUUUGAGACAACUGCCUGGACAUGUCUGUUUUGGAAAUGCUUGCAUAUUCUGUGCUCUGAAGGAUAUAUUUGCAGAAUUUCGUAACAGCAGGGAGAAAGCCCUUCCUUCUGAUGCCCUUCGUAGUGCUCUAGCUGAGAGCUUUAAAGAUGAACAUCGUUUUCAACUAGGUUUUAUGGAUGAUGCUGCAGAAUGCUUCGAGAAUAUUUUGGAGAGAAUUCACUCGCACAUAGUAUCAGACAUGGAAAUGGAUACAUGUACUGCCAAGUGUUGCAUUACCCACCAGAAGUUUGCUAUGACGCUCUAUGAGCAGAGUGUGUGCCACAGCUGUGGAGCUACAUCAGAUCCUUUACCUUUUACUGAGCUUGUACACUAUGUGUCAAUAACAGCACUCUGUAACCAGGUAGAUAGGAUGUUGGAAAGAAAUGAACGCCCUAGGCCAGAAUUGUUUGCAGAGCUACUUCAAGCAGCAAGUACUGUUGGCGACUAUAGGAACUGCCCGAGUAACUGUGGACAGAAGAUAAAGAUUAGACGUGUGCUAAUGAAUUGCCCAGAGAUAGUCACCAUCGGUUUGGUCUGGGACUCUGAGAAUUCUGAUCUCACGUUGGAUGUGAUCCGAUAUUUGGCACUACAGCUCCAUCUUCCUGGACUUUUUUUCAGAGCAACUGAUGAAUUUGCUAAAAGAAGUGAAUUGUUCCUUGUUGGGAUGGUAUGCUACUCCAACAGACACUACUGUACAUUUGCCUUUCAUACUAAGAGCUCUAAGUGGAUUUUCUUUGAUGAUGCUAAUGUUAAAGAGGUCGGAUCAAAGUGGAAAGAUGUGGUCUCCAAGUGUAAUCGAGGCCACUUCCAACCUUUGCUGCUGUUUUAUGCUAAUCCCUAUGGUAUGCCAGUCAGUACUGAGGACGCACUGAGACAAGUAUUUCAUCCUGUUCACUAUAAAUUGGAUGGAGAGGAUUCAGAAAAAGAAAUGCAAAUUUCUGCUACCAGAGUAUCUGACUACGAGAAGGUGAAUGGAGUUGAAGGACGCACCUCAAAAGUUAGGGACCCAAAACUGCCUCUGAAGCAACCAUCUAAUGCCAAAGGUGGAUUCCACAGAGGUUACAUUCAAGAUAGUAGAGGUCGAGGUCUGAUUAAAGUGUUUCCUGAUGGCUCAUCAAUUUCACAAAUGGACUGUUCAAAUGAACGUGCCCAAAGAUCAGAGAAUGGAAGGAACACACCACAUACCCAGAAAAAAGAAAAUGAUAAGCCAAGAACUGACUAUGUCAAACAAAGAGAUGACAGAGCUUUAAAAUCUGGGGCGUCACAUUUUGGCAAUAACACAAGACAUUUCUGGGAUCAGCAUGCACACAGUCAAGGAAAAGGAUAUUUAAGUGAAGGUAGAACUACUACACAUGCUAAGGCAAUAUCAGAUAAAUAUGUAUCUGAUUCAAUACAACAUAAGAAAAGUAACAGCUUCACUGGAUAUGAUACUGAUACCAGUCAAGAUUCGAGGGACAGAAGCAAUAGUAGAAGUAGAAAUAGGGGUAAAGUUUGGAAACCCUCACGGGAAACACUAAAUGUGGAUAGUAUUUUUGAGGAAGGAAGCAGGAGACAAAGCAGUCCAAAGCACAAAGCAAACACAGCUCAGCAGGUGUUACAUAGCAAAGGACAGAACGCUAAUGAUUUAUUGUAUGAGAAACGAAAGCACAAAGACUUAAAGACAAUUUAUGAAGAUGAAUUCAAACAAGGAAGUGCAAGUUCUUCGCUGGAAGUUGAUGGGAAAGCUCAUUUAGAAAAUGAAAAAAACACAGAUGAAAAUUUUAAAAUCCACAGCUCUGGUUAUCGAGGGCAGAAAAUGGAAUCUGGCCACGAUAGCAGUGGUUGGUUCAGUGGUGGCUCCACUAACCAUGAUACUCAAAGUAUGGAGAUUUCCAGUGGAAAGAACUUGAAGAAGAACCAAGAUGCACUUUCCCACAGGUCUCAAGUCACCUUAAACAAAACUGAUAGAUGUCUUGAUCAACCCAGCAGGUUUUCAGAUAGUGAAGCCAAUCUUCAAGAAAAUGAGUACAAACCACAAGACAAGACUUUUCAUAAACCUAAUAUGCAAAGAUCACAGUUUGAUAAAAACCAAGCUUCAUCUUCAUCUUCUUUUGAAAGAGUCAGAAAUGCUGCUUCCAUCCCCUCGCAAAAACCUAGAUUCCAGGAAUCACCUGGAAUAAACUUGCAGGACAACAAGCCUUAUAAAGAUAAUGGAUAUCAUCCAGAAACACAACUGAAACAAUCCUUCGCAGACAAGUCUGCUCCCAAGUGUUCAGUGAACUCCAAAGUUGAUGCUAUAUCUGUGUUAUCAGAUCCUUGUGAACUUCCAUCUGAAGACUUCAGGAAAGUUUCAUUAGUUUCCAGUGGAGAAAAUUAUAAUCGGCAGGACACUGAUUCCAUUGUUCAUGGGUUGUCUUCCAAUUCUCAGCAAGCUGAGAUAAACACAGCAAUGUUACCUCCUGUCUCACCAGUACAUUUACAUCCAGUAGAAAGUAUGUCUGAAAAUUCUCUUUCCAAUCAACGUAUGCAGUCUGGAGGACUAAGUCCUCACUACUGUUUUGAAACAAAAGAGAAUGUCCUGGAAACUGUGCAUAACGUAAGGUCCUCACCACCACCUCUACCUCCAAAGAAGUAUAAUCGGAGAAUCCAAUCUAAUUUAGGUAGCAAUGCCUUAAAUUUUAGGCAAGUAAAUGUACUAAAGGAGCAGAAAGAGAAUCCAGUUCUGUCUGAACUAAAAUUGAGGUUUACGGAUGCUUCAAAUGUACCUCUGAAUAAAGUGCCUCAAGCCGUUAUUCAAGGGCCAGCUUUGAGUCCUGCAGAUAUCUCUGAUCAUGAAUUCUUACAUAAUAGAUCUGUAAAUUUUUCUGACAGUUCUGCAAAGCUUGAAGCAAAUACUGCUGCAGUAGGAUUAGCAAAACCAGUUGCUACGACAACUUAUUUUUCUGUGGAUGGUUGUAUGACUGAUACUUACAGAGUCAAAUAUCAUGAGAGACCUAAACUCUACUUUGCAGACGUGAAAGCUAAUGAAUCUGAGUGGUGACCCUUUUCAAGGUGAGUUGGGUGUGAAUUACAUGACUUGCUGAAAUGUCAAUAAAUACACACAAAAUGCUGGUGGAACGCCGCAGGCCAGGCAGCAUCAAUAGGAAGAAGUACAGUCGACAUUUUGGGUCAAGACCCUUCAUCAGGACUAAUGGAAAAAAGAGAUAGCAAGAGAUUUGAGAGGGGGAGAGGAGUGCCAGAGGAAGAUGGAGAACAGGCAAGGAGUUAUUGUGAGAGGGAAAGAAAGAGAGAAAAAGAAAAAAUAUAUAAUAAAUAAAUAAAUAACAAAUAAAUAAAUAGGAUGGGGUAAGAAGGGGGAGGGACAUUAACGGAAGUUAGAGAAAUUAAUGUUCAUGCCAUCAGGUUGGAGGCUACCCAGAUGAAACAUAAGGUUUUGUUCGUCCAACCUGAGUGUUCCUUGUGUUUGCGUUAGGAAAUGUCAAUACUCAUUUCCUUUCAGUUGACUCUCAAACUGCCAUUUUCAUUGCUUAUAUAACUUGAUUGUUAUCCUUUCAAAAGGUGACUUCAUCCCAAUGAUAAUCUAUUAUUUCAUUAAGUACACCAAGACAGUAUAAACUUUACAAUAUUGAUUAAUUAUGAAUAAACAAUCUUCAAGAUGUUUAUUUCAAAUAUGGCAGUCAAGGUACAAGAAACUUCAAAGUUCAAAGUAAAUUUAUUGUACUUGUAUGUCACCAUAUACAACUUUGAGAUUCAUGUUCUGCGGACAUAUUCUAUACAUUCAUUGAGUAUUACACAUAACAGAAUCAACAGAAGACCGUACCAACUUAGGUAUUUAACCAGUGUGCAAAAGACAACAUACUGUGCAAAUACAAAAAGAAAGAAAUAAUAAUAAUAAAUAAAUAAACAAUACUUGUCGAGCAUGGAGAAUCCUUAAAAGUGAGUCCAUUGUUUGUGGAGACAUUUUGGUGAUGGGGUAAGUGAAGUUAUCCCCAUUUGGUUCAAGCGCCUGAUGGAUGAAAGGUAGUAACUGUACCUGAACCUGGUGGUACAAAUCCUGAGACUCGUGUAUCUUCUUCCUGAUGCAGCAGUGAGAAGAGAGCAUGCCUGAGUGGUGGGGGCCCCUGAUGUUGGAUGUUGCUUUCUUGAGACAGCAUUUUAUGUAAAUUUGCUCAGUGGUGGGGGGAGGUGUUGUUUACCCAUGACGUACUGGGCCAUAUCCACUACUUUUUGUAGAAUUUUCCAUUCAAGGGCAUUGGUGUUUCCAAACCAGGCUAUGAUUCACCACCACACAUCUAUAGAAGUUUGUGCCAGAAGUAGAAGUGCGGCCAUGCUUUCUUUGUAAUUGUACUUGUGUGCUGGAUCUAGGACAGGUUCUCUGAAAUAUUAACACUGAGGAAUUUAAAGUUGCUGAUCCUCUCUACCUCUGCUCUUCUGAUGAGGAUUGGCUCAUGGACCUCUGGUUUCCUUCUCCUGAUGUCAAUAAUCAGCUCCUUGGACUUUCUGACAUCGCGUAAGAGGUUGUUACGGCACCAGUCAGCCAGAAUUUCAGUCUCUCCCCUAGAUGCUGAUUCAUCAUAUGUCUUACGACAGUGGUGUCAUCAGCAAACUUGAAUAUGGAAACUGAAGCAGUACUUAGCUACGCAAUCAUAAGUGUAGAGUGAGUAGAACAAGGGGCUAAGCACACAGCAAUGUGGUGCAACUGUGCUGAUGGAAGUUGUGGAAGAGAUGUUGUUGCCAAUCUGAACUGACUGGUGUCUGCAAAUGAAGAAAUUGAGGAUCUAAUUGCACAAGGCGGUAUUGAGGCCAAGUCCUUAGAGCUUACUGGUUAGUUUUGAGGGGAUGAUGAUAUUAAAGGCUGAAUGUAGCCAAUAAAGACAAUCCUGAUGUAUGCAUCUUUGCUGUCCAGAUGUUCCAGGCCAAUGAAAUGGCAUCUGCUUUCUUGUUUCUUGUAGACUUGUUGCUCUGGUAGGCAAAUUGGAGCAGAUCUAAGGUACUUCUGAGGUAGGAGUUGUUAUGUUUCACCUCCAACCUCUGAAAGUACUUCAUCACUCUGGAUGCAAGUGCUGCUGGGCGAUAGUCAUUGAGCCAGGUCAUCAUGCUUUUCAUGGGCACCGGUAUAAUUGAAGCCUGCUUGAAGAGGGUGGGUACUUCAGUCUGCCAAAUCGAGAGGAUAAGGAUCUCGGUGAAUACUCCAGCUAGUUGAUCAGUGCAGGUCUUUAGUAUUUGGCCAGUUACCCCAUCUGGGCCAGAUGCUUUUCAUGGGUUCACUCUCCCCAAGGCUACUCAUACAUUGGCCUCAGAAACUGAAAUCACAGGAUCAUCAGAGGCUGUGGGAGUCCCUGGUGUUUCCUCUAUGUUUUGUCAAUCAAAGCGAGCAUUGAGCUUAUCUGGAAGUCCUACUGUCACUUGUGUUGAUUGAUUUCACUUUAUAAGAGGUGAUUAUAUUCAUGCUCUGCUACAACUGUCGAGCAUCCUUCAUUGAUUCAUGUUUAGCCACUUCCUCCCCCUGAAGUGGAUCGUACCUGAACCUCUUGGAUCAUUCUUGGUCAUCAGACUUAAAUGUUGUAAUCGGGAUCUCAGUAGAUUGCAGAUAUCAUGGUUCAUCCUGGUGUUCUGAUUGGGGAAGAUUCUGAAUGAUGUGGUUACACACUCAUCUACAACUGUUUUAUUAAAGUCUGUGAUAACUAUGGUGUAUUCAUUCAGAUCCAGAGAUGAAUCAUGGCCCAGUCCACCAACUUGAAGCAAUCUCAUAGUUGUUCCUCUGCCUCCCAUGACCACCUCUUUGUUGUCUGCACAUUCAAGGAUUUUCAAAAGAUUUGUGUUUAGAAGUCAUGAUUUUGUUAUGGGAAAUCUUUGGUACAUUGAAUGCAGCAAUCCCAUGCAAAAUCAUAAUGGGUUUUAAGAAUCAUCUCAAAGAAAAAGCAAGGAGGGAUUUUGGAGUCCAGGCACUUUGAAUCUUCAAAAAAAAAAGCUCACCUAGAUGAUGACAAGCUAAAAGCUGUAGAUCUGGAAGUGAGGAAAUACAUGUUGAUGCUGGAGGAUUGAAAUGUCCAGAUGCAGCAUAGUGUUCUGUGAUCAGUUUGUCCCAGAAGUAAUGAAGUGUUGAUUUGCCAGUCUUUGGACUCAAGGGUUUGAUUUAGUAAAAGAAAUGGUAAGCAAAGUUGAUCUACAUUCCUUAGAAUGUAAAAGGCUGAGGGUAAGGCAGGAUUUUGUUAUACUUGUCAAGAUUUAAAAAGAAAACUACCACUAUUAUUUUGGGAGUAAAGGAAUAGAGAGCAAAGUCUUGAAAAUUGGGAGUGUGACAAAAAAUUAUGAUAAAUUACAAAAAAAGAGUAAAUAGUGCAAAAGGGGAAUAGUGAGGUAGUGAUAAUUUAUAUAGGCUUCUGUAGGUCUCAUGAGACCAUGGAUUUGCACCUUGCAAGGUAUCCAGGGUGCAGGCCUGGGUAGGGUUGUAAGGGAGACCAGCAGUUGCCCAAGCUGCAAGCCUUCCCCUUUCCAUGCCACCGAUGUUGUCCAAGGGAAGGGCACUAGGACCCAUGCAGCUUGGCACUGGGUCGUCGCAGAGCAAUGUGUUGUUAAGUGCCUUGCUCAAGGACAUAAGCACGCAGCCUCAGCUGAAGCUUGAACCAGUGACCUUCAGAUUACUAGUCCGAUGCUUUAUCUACUAGGCCACACGACAGUGAGGUAGUGUUCAUAGACAUUCAGAAAUCUGAUUGCAGAAGAGAAAAAGUUGCUUUUAAUACUGUCAGUCUUCAGUUUCCUAUACUACCUACCUACUGGUUGUAAUGAGAAUAAGGCUUGUUCCAACUUGUGAUUUUCUUUAAUGAUGGAUGCUACUUUCUUGAGCCACCACCAUUUGAAGAUGUCCUUGAUGGUGGGGAGGCAUGAGCCCAUGAUGGAGUUGGCUGAGUGUACAGCCCUCUGGUUCAUGUGCAUCAGAGCUUCCAAACCAUGUGGUGGUUUGUGCAUAGCACAUCUGUAGAACUUUGCUAGAGUGUUUGGCGACAUACCAAAUGUCCUCCGACUCCUGAUGUAUAGCUACUAAGGUGACUUUUCUGAUUGCAUUGAUAUCUUCAGACCAGAUGGAUCCUCUGAUUUGAUGCCUAGGUACUUGAAGCUACUCAGCUUUCAACUGUUGACCCACCAGUGAAGACUGUUGUAUUUUCUGACUUCCCCUUCCAGAAUCAGUUCAUUGGACAUGCUAAUAAUGAAUGCAAGAUUGUUCCUGCAACACCAUUCAACCAGCCAAUCUUUCUCACUCCUGUAUGCCUCUUCACCAUCUGAAAUUUUACCAACAUAGGCGAAUUUACAGGUGGUUUUACCACACUGUAGAGAGAGCGGAACAGUGGGCUAAGCACACAUCCUGUGUUGAUUGUCAGCAAGAAGGAGAUGUUAUUACUGAUCUGCUCUGACUCUGGUCUCCCAAUGAGGAAGUCAGAGAUCCAGUUGCAGAGAGCGGUUGCUAAUUGCGGGGGGUUGAGAAUGGUGUAGAAUGCUCAGUUAUAAUCGAUAAGCUGCAAAUUGACAUAUGUAUUGCUAUUAUCCAGGUGGUCCAAAAGCCAGGUGGAGAGCUACUGAGACUGUAUCUGCUACGGAUUUGUUGUAGUGGAAGCCAAAUUGCAUUGGGUAUGCUUGCUACAAGCAUUUGCCUUAUGUUUGGAUGAAGUCGACUUGUCUUUCAAGCCUGAAGCAUCUAGACGUGUCCUAAUCAGAAACUGCACAGUAAAUAAAUCUCCUUUCUUGAAAUUUCCCUACAAGUCUUCAGCAGAUAAAACCCAGUCCCAUCUGUAAUGAUUGCCAAAAUUAGGAGGGAAUUCAAACAAGUAAGAUAACUAAAAUUAUUUUUAAAUGUGCAAAUAAUAAUAGGUUUUCAGCAAACCAAAAAUUUUAUAUAAAUAAAUUUGCCACCCCUUUCUAUCCCACCUGCCCUAAAAUCCAUUGAAAUCAGUGGACCUAAAGCAGGCCAAUUUUACCAAUGUAAAUGUGAAAAGCCUGCAAGUUUGAACUCCGCUGAUUGAUUUCAUGACAGAUCCUGUUUCAAAGCAAUCUGAUAAUUUUAAUGUCUAGUAUUAUAAACAAAGUUCAAAACUUUGUAUUUUAUUAUGUGUGCCUAGAAAUCCAGCCAUUAAGAGUUGAGAUCAGUUCCAAAUCACAAGAUAGCUUUGGAUAAAAAUGCAAUUUUAUCAAAAUCUGUCUUCUCACCAUACACAUACUCUUUCAAUGUUGUUCUGAAAUCUUCAACUUAAAAAUGCUCAAGAGCUACUUUUGGGGUUGUCUGUUGUGUUUGGUGCUCUCAAUGCAGCCUCUUUUAUAUUGAUGGCACACAACGUAAAUUGGGGACUGCUUUGUCGAGCACCUCAGCUCCAACUGCAAAAAGUGGAAUUUCCCAUUGGCCAACCAUUUUAAUUCCUAUCUCCAUUCCCAUUAAGAUAUGUCAGUCAGUCCAUGACUUUCUCCUUUGCCGUCACUCUUGGGCAAGUAACCUUACCUCCAUCUAGGUAGUAUCCAACAUGAUAGCAUGAACGUUGAUUUCUCCUUCUGGUUUAAAAAAAAUCCCUUCACCCUCCCCCCCCACUUCUAGUUCCCACUCUAGCCUCCAACCUCUUCUUACCUAUCACCUUCCCCCAGUGCCACUCUAAAUACCCUUUUUCCCAUGGUUCAUUCUCCACUCCUAACAGAUUCUUUCUACUUCAGCCCUUUACCUUUCCCAUCCACCUGGCUUCACCUAUCACCUUCUAGCUAGUCCUCUUCACCACCCCCCCACUUUUUUCUGGCAUCUUCCCCCUUUCCAGGCCUCGGUCCAAAAUGUCGACGAUUCCUCCAGCAUUUUGUAUGUGUUGAGCUGAUAUUUUUGCCUGUAAUUGACUAGUGAAUGUCCCAACAUAUCAGUCAUUACAGAGGUAGAAAGGAAAUCUGGCAAUAGAUUACAUGCCUUUUGAAGACUGACUUUUAAUUUGGAAUAAGUAUGUCUAGGAAUUUUAAGUGUUUACAAAUUGGUGUACUAUUUUGGUGCCGGUUAUGGCAGCCCAGAAGUUCAUCACUCGCCUCUUCUGUAGUGGUACUAGCUGGAAAGGAGAUUGAAUAGUAUUCAGUGUUGGUCCGCAAAUAAGGAAAAAAAUACUGAGCAGAAUGUUAAUGGGAAUUUAAAAGAAUUCUUUCAUUGAGGAUGAUAAUCAGGAGAUUUUUACCAUUAGUUAAGUGUGAAGAGGAUAAGGAUGAGGAUGAAGAUUUUGGCGGUAUAUUUUUAGCUAGACACGGAAGCAGGUUAUGUAAUAGAAGGUUAGUUGACUUUGUAUUGAAAAGGUAAAGGGACAGAAAAUCAGCUCCAAAACAAAUUGAAUCUGUUACCAGCAUGUUCAAGUUGCUAUUCAGUAUUUUAAUAAUUUUGUUUUACAUUUUCAAAUGCAGAUGCUGUGUUGCAGGUAUGUUGUAGCCUAUUUCACUUAAUUGUUAAAAGUAUGGUAUUGCAUCAUUUCUUCUUAUUUGACUACAGUUGUAAGAAAAUAUUUGUAAACCCUUUGCAAUUACCUGGUUUUCUGCAUUAAUUACUCAUAAAAUGUGGUCUGAUCUUCAUUUAAGUCACAAUAAUAGACAAACGCAAUUUGUCUAAAAUACUAUCACACACAACUGUCCUACUUCUCGUCAAUACUGAGUACACCAUUUAAACUGUCACAGUCUAGAUUCAAAUAGUAUGUGAACCUCUGCGAUAAUACUUCUACAAAAGCUAUUUGGAGUGUGGUGUUCUAGUCAAAGAGAUGAGAUUGUAGGUGUGGGUUAUAAGAGGUGCCCUGUCCUAUAUAUUAAAAAAAAAACACUCAAAGUCAGGUUACUGACAGAUCCUGCUCUUCUCAAGAAAGAUCUGUUUCUGUGCACCAUGCCUCAGUCAGAGCAACUUUCAGAGGACUGUAGAAUAAUUGUAAAGAUGCAUGAAGCUGGAAAAGGCUACAAAAGCAUUUCUAAAGACCUGAGUGUUCAACUGUCCACAGUAAGAAAGAUUGCCUGCAAAUGAAGAAAAUUCAGAGUGGUGAAUCUGUGGAAUUCUUUGCCUCAGGAAGCUAUGGAGGCCAAGUCUUUAUGUAUAUUUAAGGUAGAGGUUGAUAGAUUCAUGAUUGGUGAAGGCAUGAAGGGAUAUGGGAAAGAAGCCAGGAGAUUGGGGCUGAGAGGAAAAUUGGAUCAGACUUGAUGGGCCAAAUGGCCUAAUUCUGCUCCUAUAUCUUAAGGUCCUAUGGUCUUCAGUGCUGUUGCUACUCUCCCUAUGAGUGGGUGCAAUACUGAAGAAGAUGAAAAAGAACUCGAGGGUAACAGUGAAAGACCUGCAGAAAUCUCUAGAACUUGCUAAAGUCUCUGUUCAUGUGUCCACUAUAAGAAAAGCACUGAACAAGAAUGGUGAUCAUGGAAGGACACCAAUGAGGAAACCAUUGCUCUUCAAAAAAAACAUUGCUGCAUAUGUCAAGAUGCAAAAGACUGCCUGGUUUUCCACAACGUUUCUGGGACAAUGUUCUGUGUGCAGAUGAGACAAAAGCUGAACUUCUAGGCAGAAAUGCACAACACUAUGUUUGGAAGAAAAAGGGCAUAGCACACCAACACCAAAACCUCAUCCCAACUGUGAAGCAUGUUGGAAGGAGCAUCAGGGCCUGGACAGCUUGCAAUUGUUGAGGAAACAAUGAAUUUAAAAUUGUAUCAAGACAUUUUACAGGAGAAUGUCAAGAUGGUGGUCCAUCACCUGAAGCUUAAUAGACGUUGGAUGAUGCAACAAGGCGAUGAUUUGAAGACAAGAGAAUGGUUUAAAAAGAAGAAAUUUUGUGUUUUGGAAUGGCCAAGUCAGAGUCCAUAUCUCAAACUAAUUGAGAUGCUGUGGCAUGACCUGAAGAGGGUUGUUCAUGCAAGGUAUCCCAGAAAUAUUGAUGAUCUGAAACAGUUUUGUAUGGAGGAAGGUUUUAAAGUUCCUCCUCACCACUGCAAGUCUGAUCAGCAGCUACAGGAAACACUUGGUGAGGUUGUUGCUGCUAAAGGAGGUUCUACCACUUAUUAAACACACAAAGGUUCACAUACUUUUUCCAGCCUGGACUGUGAUUAAACAAAGUGUCCAUUAAAGGCAUGAAGAGUACAAUUGUUUGUGUGUUGCUAGUUUAAGCUGAUGGCUUUUGUCUAUUGUUGUGAUGUAGAUGACGAUCAGAUCAAUAUAUGAGUAAUUAAUGUAGGAAACCAGGUAAUUGCAAAGGGUUAACAUUUUCUUGCAACCAUAAAUUAUCUAUGUUUCUGUCAUUUAGCAACAACAGACUGUUCUGUAGAACAAAGUUUUAUUGGGGAUCUUCUGGGGCUACGGCCUGGAAGCCAUUACUUGUGUGAGUGAGAAUGUUGUCAGUCUCUCCAGUUGUAUGGAAUCUGUUCAUUCUGCCAUCAGAAACAUAAAAGCUAAAGAUCUAUCAUGAACUUUCUCUUAAUUUUUUAAAAGUCUGCAAGCAAUUUAAAAAUACCUGAUAAUCUUGAAGCGAUAUAAUAUGUAAGGUUGGUAAUUAUGUUAGUUAAUAGGGUUAAUUUAAAUGAAUGUUACUUGUAUUAUUAUGUUUAAGCAAUUUGAUAAGCAGACUUUGCAUUCUUGAUUUUACUUUUUCAGCUUAUGGCUAGAUGUUCUCCCUCAAGUGCCAUUCAAUGUACGUGAAGUUAAGGCAUCCUAAUCAUAUUCCUGAAAGCAAUAAGUGGGAUAUGCAAUCACUUAAAUUAUCAUGAAACAUGAGUUUACUCACAAGUUAAGAGUGUUAUGAUUGAUGGACAAGAUGUACAAAACAAAGUACUUCAAUCAAGAUUAUCAUAAGAAUACUAAUUACAAAUAUUGUCCGAGAGAGAAAAGCUAUUAUAGGUUAUCCCCAGGUAAUGAGAUACCUGACUUAUUGACAUGCUUACAUACAAACAAAUGCCCAUCCUAUUAAAUUCAGAACUCCAGUAUAUGUAUAGUUUUUUUUCUCUCUUCCAUUUUUAGUACCUAUUCUUCCUUAAGUCUUGUGUGCAGUUGAUGUGGAUGUAUGGUUCCAAAUUAAGUAAUUUUAUGCACUUUCUGACUUGUGAACAAAAUCUAUGUAUGGAUGCCUGUAAAAACAGAACAGUUCAUACCCAAGCUGUGUACAUAUAUGUAUUUUCCAGUGCUUUCCAGUUGUGCUGAUUCAAGUACUAUGCAUUGUGUUGUGGAAUGUCAGUCAAAAUUUGUAUUCUUCACUUUUUAUUACAUAACCCUUUUUGUAUUAACAUUGGUGUAAAGUAUCACUUUAACAUUUCACGUGGAACAAAUUUUAGAAAUAAUACUGUCCCAAAAUAUUAAUUUAAUUAGUAAUUUCACAGAACAAACCAAAUAAUGUUCACCUUAAACAAAAAUUCAGCAAUAUUAAACCAAGAAAAUGAGCAACUUCAUUUCAGAUUAAUAUGUAAAAAUCAAAUCUAAAUGUGUUUGUAUGAAAAUAAUUAUGCAGAAAUGAAAAAGAUUAUGUAUAGCUUCAACACAUAUUAAGAUGUGCCACGCAGCUUUGCAGGAACACUAUCAAACAAAGUUUGUCACUUAUGCCAAAAGAGAAAGUUUGGUCAAAGACUUGGACUUUAAGGGAUUGUCCUAAAGGGGGAAAUGACCAGGAGGUAUGUUUAAGUGGUAGCUGGAUACAUCAAUCACCAGUGGAGCAGUUGGAUUUUGGAAUAUUCACAAAAUUAAAGUUGUGGAAGAUGGUACUUACUUGUAAAACUGUUAGAAAUCAUAAAUAAUGAAGACUAUUUGAACGUUAGGAUGAAAAUGCUAACAUGGAUUUUUUUUAAUGUUUUGAAAUUCGAAAAAGUACUUCUGAGUUAAUUCAAUUAUUUUCUCAUGCUUUUCAAUAAAAAUAGUUGUGUCGUGUUUCCUCUCUGUGGAAAUUACUUCAAUAAUGAUGGGCUUCAUACCGAUGUCAUUGUCAACAAUAAAUAUUCUUUUAUUUUAUGCGAGAGAGCAGAUCAUUCCAAGCCAACUAAUACAAAAUCCAAUGAACUGUUUUUGAACCUCAAGCUUAAAAACUGAACAGUACUUUUAAGCUGGGUAAUUAGAUAAGUAUUUUUGUCCUGUCAUACGAACUUGCAAAAAAUGAGUUUUAUUCAUAAUUAUGAACUGAGUAACUACUGAUUUUAUUAACAAAUUUAACCAAUACUGCCAAUUUGGGUAUUGUGAAUAUUUUGAAAGUUAUCUAUUAAAGACUGAAGUUGAUUUGUGUAGGUACCAGUGGACAUGAAGGCCUUUUCAACUAUGAAUGCCAAUAUUUUGUAAAGUUAUUUUAGAGAAGAAUUUUGUACAUUGAGAAAUCCUUUGUAGGUUGAGUUUUAAGGUACUGUUACUGACUUUUCUAAAACAUUAAUUUUAUCUAUGUAAAUAUUUUACAGACUAACUUUAUCAAGUAUUAUUUUUUUCAAUGUAUAAAGAAUAUUAAAUGUACUCUUCCAUUUUUCUGUUACUACACACAUUUAUUGUAUUCAAAUUCCUUAAAGUGAUUUUGAAAAAAAUCUUAUUUUAAUAUUGGAGAAAGACUAACAUUUGAUAUUAUUAUUUUCAUAUGUAGUAAGUGUUUAAUGUAAUUUAAUUGUCAAAAUAAUCUUCCUGUGCCUUUUGAGUUUCUAAGUGUAAUUGCGGGCAAAAAAUCUUUUUAUGACUCCAACAAAAAGUAAAGAUAUUUGAAUACAUGAACAACCUUGAAUUGAAGUGCAAUGAACUGUUAAUUUAGUUUCAAAAGUGUCUGCACAUUUGUAUUUUAACAGUUUCAUAAUUGUGCACAAAUAUAUUAAAAGAAAACCUUAGACAUUUUAGGAUAUUUAUUUUAAAGCAGUGUAUAUCCCAAGUAUACCUUAAUUACUUGUUUGACUGUAAAAACACUGUUAAAGUAACUUGACUCCAGUAAUUUGAUACAAUCAAUGGAACAGUUAAAUACAAAGAUAAACCAAAAUGGGCAUAUGGGUAAUGUAUGGCUCAUACAGUGUGUCUAUUUAUUUUUCUAUGUACAAAUUGGGAAUAUUUGUAGAACUGAUUUUUAUUACUUGGAUAUAUUGUGGAAUAAAUAAAUGUCUGUUUGUACA
Molecule: messenger RNA, 14273 nt
Organism: Hypanus sabinus (Atlantic stingray)
Lineage: Eukaryota; Metazoa; Chordata; Chondrichthyes; Myliobatiformes; Dasyatidae
Product: inactive ubiquitin carboxyl-terminal hydrolase 53-like
Exons: 15
Coding region: 1-3234 (1077 amino acids)
Biological process (GO): response to auditory stimulus; sensory perception of sound; protein deubiquitination
Cellular component (GO): cell-cell junction
Molecular function (GO): cysteine-type deubiquitinase activity
Source: RefSeq, a predicted model, not a curated record